CCGGCUUCCCCCCGCGGCCUGGCCAGUGGAAAGCGCGGACAGCGGUUGUUCCCAGUGGCCGGGGCUGUGGGCUGUGCCCGUGUCUCCUCCCUUUGGCCGGCUGCAGGCCUGUCUGCCCAGUGUUACUGAGACCAUGGCUGCUCCACAGCUCUUCCGGGCACUUGUGUCCUCGCAGUGGGUGGCAGAGGCCUUGGGGGCCCCACGCACUGGGCAGGCCCUGCAGCUCCUCGACGCCUCCUGGUACCUGCCCAAGACGGGUCGCGACCCACGCCGCGAAUUCGAGGAGCAACACAUCCCAGGCUCAGCUUUCUUUGACAUCGAUCAGUGCAGCGACCGCACGUCGCCCUACGAUCACAUGCUGCCUGACGCUGAGCAGUUUGCAGAGUACGCGGGUCAGCUGGGCGUGGGCGAGGCCACGCACGUCGUGAUCUACGAUGGCAGUGACCAGGGCCUCUACUCGGCACCACGGCUCUGGUGGAUGUUCCGUGCCUUCGGCCACCGUACAGUGUCCCUACUCAAUGGAGGCCUCCGCCACUGGCUGAGCCAGGGCCUCCCGCUCAGCUCCGGCAAAAGCUACCCGACGCCUGCCACAUUCCGCGCACGUCUAGACCCCACCUUCGUCACCACGUUCCAGGAAAUGAAGGAGAACCUGGAGUCCCGGCGCUUCCAGGUGGUAGACGCCCGCCCCGCUGGUCGGUUCCGCGGCAUUGAGCCUGAGCCCCGAGAAGGCAUCGAACCUGGCCAUAUCCCACACAGCACGAACAUCCCCUUCACGGAGUUCCUGACCGAGGAGGGCCUGGAGAAAAACCCUGAGGAGAUCCGCCACCUGUUCAAGGACAAGAAGGUGGACCUGACCCAGCCCCUGGUGGCCACGUGUGGCUCCGGCGUCACAGCCUGCCACGUGGUGCUGGGGGCCUACCUCUGCGGCAAGACCAACGUGCCGGUCUACGAUGGUUCCUGGAUGGAGUGGCACACGCGUGCCCCGCCAGAGCACAUCAUCUCCGAGGGCUGGGGGAAGACCCACUGAGGCCGGCAGGACACAGGACACAAAGAAUUUGGAAGACUUCUGAUCAGAGACUGAACCAUGGCCGUUAACAUGUGGCAAGCUGUCCAGAAGACAGGGUGAGUCCCCAGACCCUACUCUCUUUUCUUUUCUUCUCUUCCUUCCAUCUCUCCAAAACCACAGCCAAGGGAACAGACUGAGCUCUGCCCUUCGGAGAGGAAGCUGGGAGGCGCCAGGUCCAGUGGGACCCAGCAGUGUCCAUUUGCCUGACACAAGGCCACACUAAGGUCCAUGCUUGCCCUGAGGCUGUUUGCAGGUGUGCCCUGGAGAUGCAUGCCACCUUAAAACUGCAGUGCUCUUUUCCCUUCUUCCUUCUCUCUUCUCCUUCCCCCAUUUUUGCAUGAUAGGCUUAACAACCACCAGCAUCUCUCCCAAAAUGCUGCUGCGAGGAGUGCACAUAGGCCUGUGUCUGUAGCCCACCUCUCAGCAGGGUCCACCUGGGCCUGCAGUUCCUCUCCACAGUUGGGCAGCUUGUGGUGCCCAGGCACAGCACCAUCACCACCGACCUGGCCUGGGUGGGAAGGGCUGCCGUGGGCACCUGGGGAAGCUAGGAAAGGAGCCAGUUCUGGUGGUCGCUGCCCCAAGCCUCAGGCCAGACUCCUCUUUCCUGCAGCUGCCGUGUGUCUAGAACCCUUUUUCCUCUUCCUCCCCUAUUCCACAUCAUUGUUCUCCUGCCCAUGGUGCCUCUGUUUGCCCUGGGCACCUUGUCCCAACUGUCACUCGUGCUCUCCUUCUUCCCAUGGCCUGUAGGGGUCAUGAAAACGCUCACUCCUAAGUCACACUUCCCUGCCCCAGGGACACCAGUAAGCAGCUGGCACCCUUCACUGAUGGGGCCAAUGGGGUUAGAUACCAGAUUCUAAAGAUAGUCUCUGCUUCUCCUUUCCUUAGAGAAGCUAACAAGGACUGGCACAGUGGCUCAAAUGGUAAAACACCUGCCUAGCAAGUGUGAGGCCAUGAGUUCAAAUCCCACCUUAGUUUGCUUU
Messenger RNA from Castor canadensis (American beaver), 2046 nucleotides. The record is from RefSeq and is a predicted model, not a curated record. Lineage: Eukaryota; Metazoa; Chordata; Mammalia; Rodentia; Castoridae.